CUGCUGCUGAAUCACUGCUGCAGUCAUCUAACCGCUCUACUGUUGACUGGAUUUACUCUUCACUCAACAUGACUAAACAUACAGUCAAAUUCUGUGUCGAGGUCCUCGGGAAUACUCUGGGUUCCCACGAAACCUUUGUGAACGAUCUCAGAUCCAACUUCCAGCAGGUGGAGGUCAUGAAGGAUAAUGAUGAUGUCAUCGUCAUCGCUUUUGUCCCCGUCGUGUCUCGAGCUGGAACUGACAUAGAAGCUGCUCUUAGCCAGAUUCCUGCUUCUCAACCGGCGGUUCUGGUGGUUCUCUUCCACACAAAUGAUCCAUAUUUCGUGGCUCCAAACAGCAGACUGUGUGUGAACAGGGAGAACGUGAUCACUGUGGACUGCCUGUUUCAUGAAGACCUGGGUCUGCUGAGACGUGAACGUAACGCUGAGGCUCUGAGAGCAGUAAAAGAUCAUUUGAGCAAAAAUGAUUCAUCUCCCCUGAUAGAACGCUCAUUCAAUCAACCACAGAGUUUACUGUGUUACCGGCUUGUGGUAUUGUGGCAGCACAGAUCAGUCAAAAUCGGCACUAUUAUCGGCAUUGUCACUAUUUUGAGUCUUCCUGUGAUCAUUCUUGGCAUAAGAGGUCUGAGUCCCAGCAACAACACAACAGCAGCACAGCCUCAUGCCACAGCAUCAGCACAUCCCAAAGGUGCAAUAGUGGUCCAGCCCAAAGAUGUAGCAGCAGUCCAGCCCAAAGAUGCUGUAAUGGUCCAGCCCAAAGAUGCAGCAGUGGUCCAGCCCAAAGAUGCUACAGUCCAGCCCGAGGAUCCAGCAGCAGCACAACCCAGAGAUGCAGCAGCUGCAGCAUAGCCAGUGACAGAGGUUCUCAGUAAAACCAGUAAUGAAUAUACUCUGCCUGUCCAAAAAAAAAAGAAGUUGCCACCAAAAAAAGGUCACAAGCACACAUUCACUGUGGCAUUGUUUUAAUAAGGUUCUGCAAUGUCGCAAGAUUUAUUUUAAUCCAGUGUUGCUGGAUUAAUUUUUCACCAAGAUCUUGCAGCAGCAUUGAUGAUGGUAGAGUCUGACCACUGCACAAAGCAGCUCUUCUCCAUCCAGCACAUCCCAAAGAUUCUCAAUGAGGUUAAGAUCUGGACUCUGUGGUGAACUCUCUCUCAAUCCAUGUGUGAAAAUGAUGAUCUCAUGCUUCCUGAACCCUGGACUCUUUCACAAUUCCAGCUUCAUGAAUCCUGAUAUUGUCUUAUCUGGGAAUAUGGGCGUGUUCAUCAGGGAAGAAAAAAAUAUUCCAUUGAUGGAAUAACCUGGUCUAUAUUAGUAUAUUCAGGUAGUCAGCUGACCUCAUUCUUUCAGCACAUACUGUUGCUGAACCUAAACCUGCAGAGAAACAGCUGCAUCAACCAACCCCACAUCAUUUGCUUACUUAAAUCCAGGUGGAGACUUUUUUUUUUUUGGCCAAGCAGUGUUUUAUUCUGUAGUUUAUAGAACAAUCCACAUAUAGAAUCUAAUGCAUGAAAUCUGAGACAGUGUAAUAGCUCUAUAAUAAAACCUCUAUAACAAAGAACUGCUGUAAAACACAUGAACACUGUCCUUCUGUUUCUCUACAUACUUUAUUCCUCCUUUCUUCAAUGCUCUGCAAGGAGUAGAUCAGAUACAACAGCAGUGCUGCUGGAGUUUUUAAACACUGUGUUUAAUCACUUAAUCACUGUCCUCCACUCUAUAAUAAACACUCCUACCUACAGCUGAAACACCUUGUAGAUAAAGUAAAAAAGAAAACAGAUACAUGUUCAUAUUCAGCAGUGGGUUAUUUAAAUUAAUAGUUCUAAUAAAUGUUCUUAUUCAAA
Messenger RNA from Astyanax mexicanus (Mexican tetra), 1837 nucleotides. RefSeq lists its product as uncharacterized. The transcript is spliced from 5 exons. NCBI's taxonomy places the organism in Eukaryota, Metazoa, Chordata, Actinopteri, Characiformes, Acestrorhamphidae. The coding region runs from base 69 to 848 and encodes 259 amino acids. The record is from RefSeq and is a predicted model, not a curated record.